Molecule: messenger RNA, 3878 nt
Organism: Hibiscus syriacus
Lineage: Eukaryota; Viridiplantae; Streptophyta; Magnoliopsida; Malvales; Malvaceae
Product: ubiquitin carboxyl-terminal hydrolase 26-like
Exons: 15
Coding region: 194-3442 (1082 amino acids)
Biological process (GO): protein deubiquitination
Cellular component (GO): cytosol; nucleus
Molecular function (GO): cysteine-type endopeptidase activity; cysteine-type deubiquitinase activity
Source: RefSeq, a predicted model, not a curated record
CCUUGAAAAUUUCCCGACCGACUCUCUUUACAUCCCCGCCAAAGAAGCCUCUCACCGCCGCUCUGUCCCAAUUUCGUCUUUCUUUUUACCUUACUCCUCCUCUCAUCCCUAACCAUAGCCUUCUAUCGCAUUGAGGUUUCCGGCAGACCAAACCAAAGAACAGAAAGUUAAACGAGGGUCGGUCAAUGAUAAAAUGAGCCGACCAGCAACCCGAAGUAAAAAUAAAAGACAGAGACAGGUGGAGAAUGAUGAUACAACUACUGAAAUAUUAAGGAAAAUUCAUCUGACUGGUGAAAUAACUGAUGAUGAUGUAAAUCAACUGUACAUGAUCACAAAACCGGUUUGUCAGGGCUGUCGUGUGAAUACUAAGGACAACCCUAAUUGUUUUUGUGGGUUGACUCCACCUCCAAAUGGAAGUAGGAAAACUGGCUUAUGGCAGAAAAUGUCAGAUAUUAUCCAAACUCUUGGUCCAGAUCCAUGUAAAGAUCUCCGUGCUUCUGCUCAUUCACCUGCAGGUCUUACAAAUCUGGGUGCAACAUGCUAUGCUAACAGCAUUCUACAGUGCCUGUACAUGAACAAAUCAUUUCGACAAGGUGUUUUCUCUGUUGAGCCUGAUGUUUUGAUUCAACACCCUGUCGUAGAUCAACUUGCACGACUUUUUGCGCAACUGCAUGCUAGUAGAAUGGCUUUCAUCGACUCUGCCCCAUUUAUAAAAACACUUGAGUUAGAUAAUGGAGUUCAACAAGAUAGUCAUGAAUUUCUGACCUUACUUUUUUCUUUGCUUGAGCGAUGUCUAAGUGAUUCUAAAGUUCUAAAGGCAAGGACAAUUGUUCAAGAUCUCUUUCGAGGAAGUGUAUCACAUGUUACAACGUGCUCAAAAUGUGGCAAAGAUUCUGAAGCUUCUUUAAAUAUGGAAGAUUUUUAUGAGCUUGAGUUGAAUGUCAAGGGCCUGAAAACACUAGACGAGAGUUUAACCGAUUACCUGAGCAUCGAAGAGCUGCAUGGCGAUAACCAAUAUUUUUGUGAGUCAUGUAACACAAGAGUUGAUGCUUCUCGCAGUAUCAAGCUGCGUACACUGCCUGAUGUGCUUAAUUUCCAACUUAAGCGCUAUGAUUUCCUUCAAAAGACUACAUCAAAGAAGAAGAUCACUUCUGUGUUCUCUUUUCCUGGAAAGCUAGAUAUGCGGGAGAGGUUGUCAAAGCCUUCUCGAGUGGAGUUAAUAUACGACUUGUCAGCAGUUCUUAUUCACAAAGGAACUGCCACAAACAGCGGCCACUACAUAGCUCAUAUUAAGGAUGAGAAUACAGGGAAGUGGUGGGAGUUUGAUGAUGAAAAUGUCUCAAACUUGGGUCAUCAUCCAUUUGGAGAAGGCUCUUCAACUUCCAAUACUAAAUCUGAUCGAACCGGUCCAGUUCAUUCGUCUUGCAUAGGAGUGGAUGGCACUGCCAAUGGAAAUCAUUUGGAUCCCGUUAAGCCGCAACAUGAAGAAUUUAGUGGUGGGAGCCAUGUAGAGAUGUUUUCAUCUACCGAUGCCUACAUGCUAAUGUACAAUCUUAGUUGUGCUAAGAAGAAUGGUGGCAGCACCAUGGAAAGAGAAGGUGAUGCAGUUGUCUUACAUGAUGGAAUUUCGCUUCCAUCUCAUCUUUGUGAGGAGAUAGCAAACUUGAAUUCAUUAUAUGUUGAUGCUUGUGAACAAUUCAAAUUGAAAAAGAAAAGAGAACUAGAACACUUAACAGCAAGUAGAGAGGAAGUGAGAUCAGUGCUAUAUGAAGCUCCUGUUCAUUCUGUUGAAGAACCAUUCUAUUGGAUUUCCACAGAUUGGCUUCAUCAAUGGGCUGAUAAUAUUUCUCCACCCUGGUUGUUGAUGUCGUGCAGUGUUAUAAAUAAUGCAUCUAUCCAAUGUUCUCAUGGAAAAUUACCAAUCUCCAAAGCUGGCUCUGUGAAGCGGUUGUCAACUGAAGCCUGGACGAAAUUGUUCUCUAAGUACAAUGGGGGACCAACAUUUUCCAAAGACGACUACUGCAUGGACUGCCUUAUUGAUGUGGCACAUACAGUUGUUUGUGCUGACGGCUAUAGGGAUCGAAGAAAAUUGAUGAAAGAGAUUGCAGACGAUGUACUUUCAGCCAAGUGCGAAGAUGGAGCCUACUAUGUUUCUAAGGCAUGGUUGCAACAGUGGGUGAAAAGAAAAAAUCUUGAUGCGCCUAGUGAAGCUGAUGCUGGACCAACGAUGUCUAUUAGGUGUUCUCAUGGGCACCUGAUGCCAGAGCAAGCUGCUGGUGCCAAACGCUUGUUGGUUCCUGAGAAGUUAUGGCUCUUCUUUUAUGAGGAUGCAGUUACAGUCAAACCUGAUGAUCGAUCAGGUUGUCCAACAUUUCCUUCCGACGCUGAAGAUUGUCCUGAGUGCAGCAAUGCACUUUCAGAAGUUGCAUGCUUGGAGGAUUUUAGAAGAGAAAUGAAGCUUAAACAGCGUCAAAACCAUGAAAAAUUAGCCAUGGGCAAGAGCAUUCCGCUGUCUUCAAACUGCAAGUACUAUUUGCUGCCUUCUUCUUGGCUCUCAAAAUGGAGGAGCUACAUCUCUACAAGCAGCAAACAUAAUUCAUCAAUGGAAUCUGAAAUUCUUGAUGGCAUCAUUAAUUUGCUUAAAUGUGAAAAGCAUUUACGCCUUCUGGAGAGGUCACCUAAAGUGGCUUACAAACGUGGUUCCUUUUUCCAGAAGGAUUCUUCUACAGAUAGGUUGACCAUUAUAACUGAGCAUGACUGGGAAUGCUUUUGUGAAGAAUGGGGUGGUACUAAGGAGAAUGGUAUAUCUGCUAUGAUUGAGCACAGUAAUGAUUUGGCUGGAUGCUGUGGGGACAUGCCAACUUGUGAGCAGCAGCUUAAUCUUUCAAAUGAAGUCAAUAAUGAGAUUGAGUCGAAACAACCAGUAAUUAGGACCUGCCCGGAGGUGUGUGAGGAGUGCAUUGGAGAAAGAGAGAGCUGUGAGCUGAUGGAAAAGCUUCACUAUGCUGAUGAAGAAAUUUAUGUUUAUCUCGUACGUGGAAAAGAAGCUCCAAAAUCAAUCUUACAAGCAUCCCAGUCCUCUGAGCCUGAUCGACGAGCCUCCAAGCGCUCUCGGAGGAAAAACAGUGAAAAUCUAGUAAAUUUAAAAGUUUCUGCAACUACAUCAUUAUACCAGUUGAAAAUGAUGAUAUGGGAAUCACUUGGGGUUGUUAAGGAAAAUCAAAUACUUCACAAAGGAUCUCGAAUAAUUGAUCAGGAAACUGCUACUCUUGCUGACAUGAAUAUAUUUCCUGGAGAUAAGCUUUGGGUGAAAGAUUCUGAAAUCCAUGAAGAUCGAGAUAUUGCUGAUGAGCUUUCUGACCAGAAAAUGAAUGUUGAAAAUAUGGAAGAAGGAUUUCGGGGAACACUACUGACGUCAAAUAUUUCAUCUCAAGUUGUUUGAAUGAAAUACACUUCUGCUUUUUCCCUACAAGAUCUAAAUUUUUUUAGAUAUUGAUGCUGGAAGAAGAAAUCAUGGAAUGUUUUGAUUUUUGAAUUUGUGUAAGCAGAUAGUUGGAAAGGUUGCUGCUUGGAGGAAUUAUAUAAUGUGAUGCAAUGCCCCUUCCCCAGCCCAAUUUUGUGCCUGUGAUAAUUUCCAGAAAGCCCUAGGACCUAGGCAACCAUGGCAGACUAUGAUAACAAACUUGUGGUCAUCACGGAAGCAGCAAUAGAAGAAAGCAAAAAAAAAAAAAAUGGAACUUUUAUUUAUAUAUAUAUUAGUAGAGACGGAUAUGAACGUAUAUAGUAUUCUUGCUUGCAUGUAGGGGGCUGGACGGGGGUUACGGAUGGUUUAUGUAUUGAUGGCGGUGGACUUGUAUGUUUUGCAUGUACAUAUAUGA